UCGGGAGGAGCCGCCGGAGCGAGUUUUCAUCUGAGAGCGGCGGCGGCGGCGGCGGCGCUCGUCUGGGUAAAAACAAAAACAAAAACAACAAAAAACAAAGGGGCCGAUCGAUGUUCCCUAAGGUUUUACUGCAGUGGUGCGCAGCCGUCUCGAGUUGUGCAGCUGAAAUAGCAAAGGCGAUAAUGGCGUCCGCACGCUCGCUUCCUCCUCCUCUCACCGCAGCCGAGGGGUGUGCGGUGACCAUGGCGACGGACGCCACGGAAACUAAGCACGACGUGGUUUUAGAGGUAACCGAAUCCAAAGGCCCAGAGAGGAGGCGACAGGGCAAAUUCCAGCCCUUCAAACGACUCUUCGGGAGGAAGAAGAAGAGGGAGGCGAAGCGGGGCUUCGAUGGAGCGCAGCUGAAGGACGGUUUCUCCACCGGGGGGGUGUGCAACGGGGUCGCGUCCGACGAUGAGGAGUCCAGUCAAGAUCUGAGUGAGUUGAAUCCCAUCGGUUCUCGAGCCCUCUCGCACGACAGCAUCUUCAUCCCGGAGGAGCCGGCGGCCGAGCCGGGUCCGGAUCACACCAUGUCCCAGGAAAACGUGUCGGAUAAAGUGAGGAACCUGCAGAGGCAGAUAGCACAAGGCAUCAAGUUUGGCCAGAGGCCUUCGUCUCAGAGGAAGAGUGAGGGAGACGAGGGGAGUUCAGAUGAGGAAGAGGUUCCCCCGAGCCCCCUGAGGGUCUUGGCCCGGGUAGAAACCGAACCGGCAACGACGGAGCCGAAGCAGGUCCAGGGCGCUCCACAGGCCGGACCCCACAGCGCCCCCCCGGUGAGGUCCCCGAGGUCCAGACGAGUCCUUUCGCCCGCCGGCACCAUCGAGUCCAUCAACCUGGACUCCGUGCCCCAGUCGGCGCCUCGCUUGGACAACAGCGCCGCCAAGCACAAGCUGUCCGUCAAACCCAAAAACCAGAGGGUGUCCCGGAAACACCGGCAAUUUUCCCAGGACCUGCAGGAGGUCUCCAUUCCCGGCGCGGUGCCAGAGGACGCCGAGGAGGCCAGCGUCUCCUCGGACGACCGACGCCGAGCGUCCGUCGAGUCCUUCGAAAGCUUCAAGAAACAGAGACUCCAUGAGGAGGAGAGACGGGAGACGAGGAGGAGGAGGGAGCUGGAGGACAUCAAACAGGAGGAAGAGGAGAAGGAGGAAGCGGAGCGGCGGAGGAGGAAGAGCGAAGCCUCAAGAGAGGAGAGGAGGAGGAGGGAGGAGGAGGAGAUGAGGAUCAGAGAGGAAGAGGAAAGGAGGAUGCGGGAGGAGCGGGAGGAGGAGGAGAGGAGACGACUGGAAGAGCAGAGAAUGAAACGACGACAACAACAGGAGGAGGAGGAGGAGGAGGAAGCCGAGGAGGCAGCGGGAGCUCGAGAGGAGGAAAGAAAGAAAGAGGAGGAAGCGGAGAAGCUGAUGCAGGAGACGGAGGAGAAGAAGCACGCGGAGGCGGAGGAGAAGAUGAGGAAGGAGCAGGAGGAGCAGAGGAAGGCCGAGGAGCUGCGCUGGAGGGAGAUGGAGGAGAGACAGAGGCCUUUCUCUUUCAAAGUCUCCUCCGGGGAAAACAGAUUUUUGUUCCAGAAGGUCCACCUGACGCCCGUCACGCCGGCGGCGUCCAGCCCACCAGGGCGGCAGUGUGUCCGAGCAACGGAGAGCGCCCGGGCCUCCUCCUAGUCCCCCAACCUGCCGACGUCCCCGUACGUCCCCCACACCGCCAUCUUGGUGACGGGCGCACAGCUCUGCGGGACGGCCGUCAACCUGAACCAGAUCAAAGACACGGCGUUGCAUGUCCUGCUGGGUUUGGGGGACGACCGGAAGGCGCAGGGAACGCCGCCGACCAAGAGCAAGACUUCGCCGGACCGCAAGUCCGGCAAAACCAAAUCGCUCAACGAGUCCCUCGACUCUCCACGGACCAGUUCUGUCCUGGCCGAGUGGGCGAGCAUCAGGUCGAAGAUAUUCAAGGGGGUGGAGGAGGGGAAAUACGGCGAGUACCCGGACGCGGGCAAGAACCAGCCCGACGGCGCCGACACCGACGCCGACGCCGACUCGGCGGCGUUCUCCCACACCAACCUCAGGAAGACCAUGUCGGCCAGCGCCAAGUUCUCCAUCACCCCGGCGAAGAAGAAGUUCGGGAGAUUCAAACAGAACUCCGAGGUGUUCGGCGCCGACGAGAAGGACGCCGGAGAGGAGGCCGACCGCCCGUCUGACGCGCCCGACGCCGCCGCCACCUCGCCGGUUCCGACCGGCAAACCUCAGAGCAGGACGAGCAAAACCGUCCGCAUCGCGGAGAGAGGCUCAGAGGAGUGCAUGUUCGCCAAAGCUCCCUCGUUCCUGGUCCCCAGCCCCGGAGCCAAAUCCGAGGCGUCGGAGUCGGAGACGGAGGCGUCUGAAGGUAGAGAGGCGGACGGCGAGGACCAGCUCUCGCCGUUCGGCAUAAAGCUGAGGAGGACCAACUUCUCGCUCCUUCACAGCGAACAGUCCACCGAGAAGAGGAAGAAGCGAUACAGCGCCGGGGACAGCUUCGACGGCGUGCCCUCACCUCUCACCCCCAUCGAGCCGGACUCCGACGCUUCCUCCGUCUUCUCCGACAAAUCCACGAGUCCCACGUCGCCUCAGAGAGAAGUCGCGGCGGGAAAGAACUCGCACGCGUCCGCCUCUCCCGCCGCCGUCGCCGCCGCCGCCCCUCGGGCCAAACCGGGUAAAUCUACCAGCCCGGCCGCGCACGGCGAAGGCGAGAAAGUUCUCUCCAAGCCACCGAUGUACCGGAGGCCGACGUCAUCGCCGAAACCCGGCGGAGCCUCCCCGACGCCCCCGCCGUCGCCGCUGCCCAAAGCGGUCCGCGGGAAUCCCGGCGAGCCCGCGCUCAGACGGGCGGGGCCCGCCGAGCCGUCGGCGGUCGCUCAGUUGCACCGGAGCAACCGCCAGGGCCACGUCCAAGUGGAGGAGGAGCCGAAGGAGAAGAGGUCCUUCUUCCCCUCCAUUAACAUCCCCUGGAGGGAGAAGGCGGACAGGAAGUCGGAGCUCAUCAAGAGAGACAAACCGUCGCUGCAGAGCAGGCACUCGCUGGAAAGCGCGAAGGUCCAGGAGAAGGAGGCCGGGCCCUUGUGGAUCACGCUGGCUCUGCAGAAGCAGAAGGGCUUCAGGAGACAGCAGCAGAACCGAGAGGAUCGCCGGAGCCACCGGGAGAUCAAGCUGGCCGAGAAACAAGCCCGAGAGAGAGACAGCCCCCGCCGGGAGCCGAGGGAGCGGCGCCGCGACAGUCCGUCUUCCAAAGCGCAGACGCCGGAGGAGCCCAAGAGACCCGACAGCCUCCUGGGACGACUGGAGCGCAGGGACCACCUGAAGAAGGCCAACACUCUACCGAGCUCCGUCACCGUUGAGAUCUCAGACUCCACGCCGUCGCCGCCCGCCGUCAAGGAGGUGACGAAGCGCUUCCCCUCCGGCGACUCGCCGCAGGUGUCCACGGAGCCGGCGUGGCUGGCGCUGGCCAAGCUGAAGGCCAAAGCCUGGAUCGACUGUCCUCAGAUCAUCAAUACACCCCCCCCCCCCCCCCCCCCCCGGGACUGCACACCACUGGACUCUGAGGGCUACAGGAACCAGAACUCACCGUGA
Molecule: messenger RNA, 3635 nt
Organism: Cyclopterus lumpus (lumpfish)
Lineage: Eukaryota; Metazoa; Chordata; Actinopteri; Perciformes; Cyclopteridae
Gene: cracd
Product: capping protein inhibiting regulator of actin dynamics
Biological process (GO): negative regulation of barbed-end actin filament capping; maintenance of gastrointestinal epithelium
Source: RefSeq, a predicted model, not a curated record